AUGCCGCGCUGCGAAACCUUCGAUUUCGAGCCAUUGCAGCCAGAUGCCGAGCUUGACGAGCUUGUGUGGGCCUGCCCCGUGACGGGCGAAGCCUUUGCCACCUACGAGGUGUACCUUGAGCGGAUCACCCAGCUCAAGGAGCGCAAGUGGAGCUGCCUUCACUCAAGCAGCAAAAACCUGACCUUUGAAGAGGCCAUGCGGUCUGAGGUUCGGUUGGAGCGCAGCAUCAUCCUUCUGCGACCGUUCUUGGAGGUUUUGUGCCACAUCUUUCACAACCAUGCCCCUGACAACCUCAAGAAGCUACUACCCAAGGUCCAAGCUCAGCUGAAUUGCUUUUUCCGUGACAAUUGGCCUGCCGAGUACCCCGCCCAAGCCAAGGAGGCGGCCGCGCGCGAGACCGUCAAGGUUUUGCGCGGGGUAUCAGUGGACGCAUUCCUGGCCACAGAAGACCCUACGACCCUUGAAUACGAGAUUGAGCUGCCCGAUGGCGAGCGCAAGGUCGUGUCUGCGACCGAAUUGCGCCAUCGUCCUGAUUACACCAUUACGCUCGAACCCAUGCGACGUUUUAUCCGCGUUCACACCCGCCGCUUUUACGGAGACAAUGGGCCUUGGCUGGUUCGAACUGCGUUGCGUGAGCUGUUCGACAUUCCUGUGGGCGAGGCCAGCGCGGCCGAUGAGAAGAGUCUGUUUAGCGUCCCGGCACCACAUCUGAUGCUGCACCUUCCACUCCCUCAAGGCUACAACGAAAAGGCUACGGCAUCUGACAAGACCAGCUCACGUAGCAAACCCGGAACCCCGGCGAAAAAAGCCAAGCGAGCGGCACCAGAGCUCUCCGAGGCUCAACGGACAUCCGGCGAUUUCGAUCUCACUUUUGCCUUGGUCAAUCCACAGAAAGCAGAGGCAGCGGCCAAGGAAAAGCUAGCCCAGCGCAAGCGCGAGCGUGAAGCCCGCGAGGAUGCGCAGCGUGUUGAGACGGCUUACUGGGUUGCUCGGGACGACAUGGCUCUUGCUGAUUCCCAACCGCUGCCUACUCUACAACGCAUCAAGUACGCCGGUAGCGCCGAGCAAUUUGAGCGCGUCAUGGAGAUCUAUCAAAUACUCAUGACCUUUGGGCCAGUCUUGGAAAUGAGUAACUUUGUCGAGUAUGAGUUUAACGUUUACGACUUGGACCGUGCGUUGCAGUCACCCCUUACCACGGGUCUGGUGGCCGAUCUUGUCAGCUUUAUGCUUGUUUCCCUGUGCGGCGACGACAGCACCGCCAUUGAUGUCACAUUUCUGGCAGCCCCAGUGCAAUCCGUGGCUGCCAAUGGCCCAGCGACCAUUUCCUUGCUGCUUCUCGAGUAUCUGCGCGUUUACAUACACGAAUUUGCACAUCGCGACAUGCUCCAAGACUUGCAUUCUCGUACCUUCUUCGAUUUGUCAUAUGUGCACAAGCUGGACGUGUUCGGUUUCUUGGCCGUCCGGCUUUUGGAGACUGAUGCCGUUCAAUCAGCCAUGGUGCAAGCCGAACAAGACAUCAAGGCGGCCCGCAACGCGUGGUUGCAAGAGGCGAUGGAAGCGAGCAACCAGCGCAAAAAGACAAAGGAAGAACUCAAGACAGCUCGUGCUUCACUCAAGGAUGCCACCGAUUCCUUGAAGGAUGCCUUGGAACAGGAGAAAACCACUGCAGACGACAGCCGCUCAAAGAAGCGCCAGGCAAACGUUGCCUCACAAAAAGCCCAAGCCGCCAAACAGCAAGCUGAACGCAUGGAAGCCAAACUUAAAGAUGAGGCGUCGCGGCAAAAUCAAGACGUUUCCGAGCGGGAGCGCCGGUUGCGCUCCACCAUGCUCGAACACAGCGUCGUCUUUCGCUCCGUUUGCUUGGGCAAGGAUCGUUACUAUCGUCAAUACUGGUGCUUGCUUGGCUUUGGGGGCAUUGUCGUGUCACCGCCCUCAGCCAUGGACAUUGAAUUGCACGGCAUUGUUCAAAAAGAGUGGGAGGCAGCACCAAAGCCCAAGGCGUUGAGUGCACUUGGCCGCGAACAAGCCGAGAAGAAUGCUUGGCAUGUUGACGCCAACGAAGGCUGCCAUACCUCCAUCCCCGAUCUCGACGAAGAUGUGAUCAACUGCGAAUGGCGCGUGAUCAAGGACCCGAAUACCUUGCGGGAUGUGGUUGCGGCCUUCAACGGUCGUGGUGUGCGUGAAGUGGAUCUCAAGGAGAAUAUUGCACGCUACAAAGAGACUGUGUCAGCAGCCUUUGCUUUGAAGGUGCCCCGUUCGUGCUUUGGCCGUGCCAUCUUGCCCAGCGAGGAUGCCUCUGCUGAUGCGGAGAUGCUCCAUGGCUUUAAAGAGCAGUUGAUGGACGCAGUGCGUCGCCUCUUUGAUGCAUCGUUGCUCGAUGCCCCUGAGAAACAUGAUGUGGAGGAUUGGCGCCAGCGCGUCGACGAUGCCAACAACGUGCAGGCACUAGGCAAGCUUUUGACAGAGGUGCUGAGUAUCAUCCCGCAAAAGUUUUUGCGGAGCAAGCACAAGACGAAGACAAAUGAGGGUGUAUGCUUGGGAGCCAGCGAGCUCUCGCCGGAACAGAUUGAGCUUGCACGCCGUGAGCUGCUGGUUCUACGCAAGCGAGCCGCCGCCGAAGGCCGGGAAGCUAUCGUUGCUGAAACGGAGUCAGAAUCAAAGGCCGCUAUAACCAGCAUGAACGGCAAGUCUUCCAUGGAGCAGCGUGAUACUCUAGAGGAUGACGAUCAAGACUCGCGCAUGGAUCAACGCCCAGACGAUGACGACGACGACGACGACGACGACGACGACGACGACGACGAGAAGAAGGUUGAACAAAAUGAAAUUGAACAAACAGGAUCAGGUUUGAUCAACGGAACGGCUUCUGGUAUGCCAGCUCCCAGCACACCGGUUGAAUUUUUCCGAGAGGUGGCGCAGCUUGCCACCAACUGCGCGCAGCUGCAUUUGCUACUCAGCACUUUGGAUAGCAGCAUACGCUGGGACUUGUCCAUUCUCAACGCGCGCUGUAAAGUCUGUCGCAAAACGACGCAAGAGGACCAGCUUUUGCUUUGCGACGGCUGUGAAGAUGCUUAUCACAUGUUUUGUUUGCGACCCAAACUACGUACGGUGCCCGAGGGGGACUGGUUCUGUCCCGUUUGCCAACCGACCCCGCGUAAACCGGCUGCAAAGCGUCGCGUUCAACUGGAGGAGGACUCUGAUUCGGCAGACCAGGGUGCCAGCGGCGCAGAAGACGAGGAGCAAGAUGACAGCGAGGAAGAACCUGCAGCAACAUCUCGGCGUAGCCGUUCUGCCCGGGGCGGGCGGGCCAGCAAGCGCCAGGCACCUCGGGCACGCCGCAGCUUGACCAAGGUCUCUUAUGCCGAGGCCAGUGAUUCUGACGAGUCGGACGGCAAUGACAAUAACGAGGCCCGACAAACGCGUCGAUCUCAACAGUUUAACAAGGAGGAACUGGCGAUUGCUGAGGAGCUUUUGACCUUGCUUUUUGACGACGAGCUGGCUGCACCAUUUCGCUUUCCUGUUUUGCCGGCUGAGGUGCCUGACUAUCUUGAGGUUAUUGACGAGCCCAUGGAUUUGAAGACCAUCAAGCAAAAACUGGACAACUUGGAAUACCAUGACCUUGCUGAGUUUGAUCGAGAUGUGGAGCUGGUUUUUCAAAACUGCUUGGAGGUAUGCUCAAGUGGGCUCGCACCCAUGUGUCUGUGCUCCCUCAACUUGAAUGUCCUCACCCUUUCUUUUCCCUCCUUUGUUUUUGCAGUAUAA
This is a messenger RNA of Monosiga brevicollis MX1, 3759 nucleotides long. RefSeq lists its product as uncharacterized. The transcript has 28 exons. Bases 1 to 3759 code for a protein of 1252 amino acids. Lineage: Eukaryota; Choanoflagellata; Craspedida; Salpingoecidae. Gene Ontology annotation, molecular function: protein binding. The record is from RefSeq and is a predicted model, not a curated record.